AUGUCGCAGACGCGGACGUUUGUUUUCGUGACGAAUAUUCCCGACUUCUUGUUGGAGCCGCUCUCCGCUGCCGGCCCGAGCGGGACAACCCGCGCGCGUGCAAAUCGUGACCCGCGCUACGAGCGGCUGCGUGCUCUGCUGGCGGCGAACACGUCCGGCGUGAUGCUCGUCAUGCAUCUCGAGACCCGCGGCUACGCACUCGCUCUGUACGCCUCGGAGCAGGAGGCCCUCGCGGCAUGCAAGACAACCAUCACUCCGGAGCAGCCCGGCCACAAGCACCCGCCGCUGCUCCUGCGCAUCCUUCGGCGGGAGCGGCCGCUGCCGUCGGAGGCGGUGUACACCCCAACGCUCGCCGUGGAGGGUGACGUCGUGGAGAAGGCGGAACUGGCGGAUACGCGCGGUCUGGAGUUGGUGUACCGCGGCCGCGCGGUCGCCAAGUGGUGUCCGCACACCGUGGCGCAGGAGGAUUGCCCCUUUGGCACCGCCUGCUACCGCAUUCACAGACGCGCCUACCAGAAGACGGUGCUUAAGCGGGCCCGCGUGGAGGAGGCACUGAGUCAGAUGGCGCCGGAGGAGAGGGCGUUGGUAGACCGCAUCACAUGCAGCACACGCUGCGCCGAGGAGAACGUCGUUCCACCGGGGAUGGGGAUGGAAUUCUCGCUGCACGUGCCCCUCACCCGCGACGAGGCCGAGGCCCUUGUGGGUGGCGCGACUGGUGUGCCUCCGCCCGCGGCCGUGCUCUCGCGGGUGGAGGCCGCCUGCGCCGGACAUGCGGGGCCGUACUUUGUGAAGUUCGGCUUUCCCGGCGGGGCGCCGUGGGACUGGAGCUUGCACGACGAGGCGGAGGGUCUGCCGCAGCUGCGGCGACGUGUCCCUUUCCCGGCCAAUGGCGCCCCCACGCCACUCGAGCGCGACAUCUUUUGCCAAAAGUUACUGUACCACUUGAAUCAAAUGAACUGCUUUGACACCCCCGCCGCCGCCCUUCGUGCACUUGCGCAGAGCCCAAAGGUGCGGGAGGCACUGCGGUGCCAACUGAAGACUGCCGCAGGGCACGAGGGCGAAGCGGAGGAGGCGGGAGGGGGCGACGCGGCAGCGCUGGAGCUUUGCGUGCGCCCCUGGAUUUUUCUGCCCACCGCCGGCGUGGAGGUGGAUGUGCUUUUGGAAGAGGGGGGCGAGCGGGUGCGCGGGGUCGUGCAGCGCCACGGUUCGCUGCGCCUCAUGACAUGCUUCUCAUUCCUGCAAAAACACGAGAUGGACUUUUCACGCUACGCCGUCCUCGGCAGCGGCCACGACGUCGACGCGGAGGCCGCCUUGGAGGCGGAGAUGCGGCGUGUGGAGGCGGUUGUGAAGCGCGGCGUGGAAGGGCUGCGGCAGCAUCUGCGGCAGCGCAUGUCUCGCGAGGGGGACCUUCCGGCGCACGCCGCGUGGUGCUUCCGCCUCGCCGUGACCCCGACGGCGGCGGCGCCGUCACGGAUGGCGGCCUGCGAGGACGCCGCAGCGAUGCGGUGUGCGGUGCUCUCGAUGAGGCCGUACCGGGCGGCGCUGGAGGAGUUCGCCGCGCUGCAUGCCGCCCCCGCGCGGGGCGAGGCCGGGGGCGGCGGGGUCACGGACGUGGCGUGGAACACGAGGCGCCACACGUACGUUGCCCUCUUCCCCCGCGAGCUGCUGGCGCGGCUGAGGGCGUCGUAG
Molecule: messenger RNA, 1689 nt
Organism: Trypanosoma conorhini
Lineage: Eukaryota; Euglenozoa; Kinetoplastea; Trypanosomatida; Trypanosomatidae
Exons: 1
Coding region: 1-1689 (562 amino acids)
Cellular component (GO): nuclear cap binding complex
Source: RefSeq, a predicted model, not a curated record